UGUGCACGUGAGCAAUCCACAAAAUAAAUGUUCUUUAAAUGAUCGAUUUAAGAUUUGUGUAUUUAUUAUUUUAAGCAAUAUUUAUGCGUUUAACAACAUUUUAGAAAGGACGCAUUUAACGGUGCAGUCAAUAGACAAUGGCUGAUGCAGGUUUCAGAGUCUUAUGGUAUCCCUGUUAUACUGAUAAAUUUGUCACACUUGGUCAUGGACAGGAUGUUAAGUUGUAUAAAGUUUCCAAUGUUUCACAGAAUUCAAUUCAAACAUCAAGUACCAUUGGAAGUAGUGAUAUUAAAAUUUCUGACAAGACCAAUGCUGUUCUUAUGUCAAGAAUUUCUCAUAUACCAUACAGAUGUGCAGCUUUAUAUCCCAAAGCUGAUUUGGAAAACAAGGCUUUAAUUGCAUUGGGUCAGCUGAAUGGAACUGUUACAGUCAGAACGUUUGAUCAAACAAAUGUUGGACUUUUAGAGUCUGAAAGAGAAUUUGUCCCUCAUCACCAAAGACCAUGCAACACCUUGGCUUGGAAUCCUAUCAGUUCGAAUUGGUUGGCAGCAGGGUUAGAAAAAGCUAGAAGUGGAGUCUCAUUAUGUGUGUGGGAUAUAACAUCAAACACAAACAUUGGCAAAUCUUCUGGAUCAAAUGAUAGACAAAGAUCCUCAACAAACCUUAGUGGUAGAAGUGGAUAUUCCAAUUUUUCCUCCGAAAGUCGUGUUAUUGAGGCAGGUCCGACGUAUGAAACUACUUCGGUCACUUGGUUUCCCACUGACCCGAUGACAUUAAUUGCUGGUCAAGGAGGCAAAUUUUUGAAAAUAUUCGAUGUUAGAGAUAAUCCGGAAAUGUAUUUCAAAGCAAAAUCAUUUACCAAUACAAAAGCCGUCUAUGGGGUUUGCGUUGAUCCAAGUUUGGAAUAUCGAGUGGCGUCCUUUGUUGAGGGCGACCAAGGAGCUGUUCUUGUUUGGGACAUACGUCAUUUUGAAAAACCUAUUUUAGCUCUUCCUGGUGAAAAUGUCGUCCAAAUUGAAUGGAAUCGAACAAGGUCGGGAUUACUGGCCUCCUUACAGAAAAAUACGAAUGUCGUUCACCUUCAUGACAUACAAUAUGGUUCAGCUGCUUAUGGAAACACAAGUCAUGAAGCUGAACCAACAUCUUUAGAAAGAAAUACAGUUGAGGUAGACUAUAAUAUUUCUGGAUUCAGUUGGCAUCCUUCGGAGGAAAAUAGAAUGCUUAUCAUAUCUCCUAAAGGGGGUGUUCGGGACCUAACGAUAUUUGAGAGAAUUUGUCUGAGCUGGUCUCCCAAAUUUUCUCUGUCGUGGGGCUGUGGUCGUCGUCUUAUUCAAUGUUGUACAAAGUCCGAAAUUGAUGAAGAUAUAUCAAUAAAAAUGUACAAGAGGGCUUGUGAGUCAUACGGUAUAGACUUGACCAAGACUAGAACUGUUGGAGAUCAACGAGUGGCUAAUUUAUGGACGUGGUUUGGCCGUGUUAGUCAAAUACAGAAAACAAUAGAUAAUAAAUAUAAGAUGAUCAAAUAUCCUGGAGUGAAGUCGGUAAUUUGUGGUGAAGCAAGUCAACAAAGUGUUUGCCAAAAGUCGAAGAUAUGCAAAGAUACCAGAUUGCUGGCGACGGUCUAUUACAGUGAUGAAAGGCAAAUUGCUCUUCAACUCUGCAACUGGAAUUUCAAUAUUGAUCCUGCUAUCAAUUUGAAGAGGUUUCUAAAUGGUUUGAAAUCACAGGGAAUGUAUGAAAGAGCUGCCGCUGUAGCUGUUUUCAAUAAUGAUAUUCCAACUGCUAUAAACAUUUUGAGUGAAGGUGCAACUGCAAGAAUCGAUAGAAAUUUGCCAAAAGAUUCAUUUCUCGGCAUGGUAGCGAUGGCUUUAUCUGGGUAUACAGUGGAAAAGAAAUCGCUAUGGAGAGAUCAUUGUUUACAAUUAUGUAAGAAGCUUUCUGAUCCGUAUCUUCGUGCGUUGUUUACAUUUUUGACCUCAGAUGAUGGUGGCUACGAAGAAAUGUUGAAAGACUGUGGCCUUGAGAUUGAAGAUCAAGUUGCUUUUGCGUGUAAAUAUUUGCCAGAUAGCAAGUUGGGGCCCUUCGUUAAUGAUUUGUGCAAGAAUAUGAUAAGGACUGGAAAUCUUGAAGGCAUGUUGGUAACAGGAAUGACAGAAGACGGGAUUAACCUGCUUCAAAGUUAUAUAAAUAUGACUGGAGAUAUUCAAACUGUUUGCUUGUUAGCUGUUAACUCCCUGUCAAACAAACUUUUUAAAGAAUCUGCAAAGGUCGAUAUUUGGAUCCAAACUUACCGUGAUCUGUUGGAUAGAUGGGGACUUUGGCAUCAAAGAGCUGAAUUUGAUAUUUAUCACAGUACCAAGGCUGGUGGUGCUCAAAUGAAGUCACAGCAAGUUCUAGUUAGCUGUACUUUUUGUAGUGAUUCCAUUUUAGCAAAGAACCCAGUUUCUCAAACUGUGAGGAGAUUGCGAUAUCAAUCUCCGAGAGAGAUUCCCACUAACAAAAUGAAGAGUUUUAGUUGUAAUCAAUGUGGUAAACCUUUACCAAGAUGUUCUCAAUGUUUAAUGCACAUGGGAACAACAUCGACACACUCUGAGGAUGCUAAGAAAACAUCAAAUGGCUCGGAGGGCGAAGAUGCUGUGGAUGAACGAAAGCUGAAUGCCAGUCACAUGUGGUUCACGUGGUGUCAGUCGUGUCGUCAUGGUGGUCAUGCCAAGCAUAUCUUAGAAUGGUUUGAAGAACACGCUGAAUGUCCAGUUAAUAAUUGCGACUGUAAUUGUAUGAGUUUAGAUAGUAUCAUUACCGUGAAAUAGCAAACGAAAAUCAGAGGCAAUAGGUAUGACCAAAUAUUCAUGUCACCAUGAUGAAAUAUGUCACUUGUAAUUUAUCACUAUUUUUUCUAAUUUAAAAUUUUUAAUAUUUAAAAUAAAGAAAAAUCGUGUACGAUCAUACGGUAAUCGCUAGAUUAGAAAUCGGCUGGAAGAGAAUAUAGGAAUGUAUCAAUGUAAGACAAUAAACAGUGGUUUAUUACGAUUA
This is a messenger RNA of Dendronephthya gigantea, 3033 nucleotides long. Its product is annotated as GATOR complex protein MIOS-B-like. Gene Ontology annotation, biological process: cellular response to amino acid starvation; positive regulation of TORC1 signaling. Gene Ontology annotation, cellular component: cytoplasm. Gene Ontology annotation, molecular function: protein binding. The coding region runs from base 138 to 2810 and encodes 890 amino acids. The record is from RefSeq and is a predicted model, not a curated record. Lineage: Eukaryota; Metazoa; Cnidaria; Anthozoa; Malacalcyonacea; Nephtheidae. The transcript has 34 exons.